AUGGGCACUCCCGCGCCGGGCUGCAACGGCACCGUCUUCAACAUCCUCAAGGAGGGGAGCGGCGCUGAGGUGGCCAAGGGUGCAACGGUGACAGUGCACGCGACCGGCGUCGUCAAGGAGUCGGGCAAGAAAUUCUGGUCCACCAAGGAUCCUGGCCAGAACCCGUUCACCUACCGGGCCGGCGUGAUCAAGGGCUGGGAUCAGGGCCUCCUGGGCAUGAAGCUGGGCGAGGAGCGCCAAGUGAUUAUUCCGGGCGCCGAGGGCUACGGCGCGGCUGGCUUCCCUGCGUGGGGAAUCCCGCCGAACGGCACGCUCGACUUCACGCUCGAGGUGCUCAAAAUCGAGUAG
Emiliania huxleyi CCMP1516 is the source of this 348-nucleotide messenger RNA. RefSeq lists its product as hypothetical. Lineage: Eukaryota; Haptophyta; Isochrysidales; Noelaerhabdaceae. Gene Ontology annotation, molecular function: peptidyl-prolyl cis-trans isomerase activity. The coding region runs from base 1 to 348 and encodes 115 amino acids. The transcript has 2 exons. The record is from RefSeq and is a predicted model, not a curated record.